AUGUGCCUCCUGUACAGACGCAACCGACUCGAAACCCACCCAGAGCCUUACCCUCACCAGAUGGAAACCUACAUGGAUACCCUCUUUGGAGCCCAGAUCGUGCCCCGAAUUACCCUGCUCGAAGCGAAUCUGCAUUACUUCAUGAACGAACCCCAUCUUCAAGAUCUUCCAAACGAAGAGGUUAGUUUUGUCGGGCUGGAUAGCCAGAGAUAUCGCCUCCGGAUGUUUAAAGAGAAGGACGUUCUCGACAGAGCUCGACUGGAGUAUAGUGGCGAUGUCGGGAUCGCGAACGCCCGUAAGGUGUUUGUUCAACCUGGAGAGGAGGCCCAUCAGGCCCCUGUUGGACCUAUCCGCGAGAGAAGGAACCUCAUUCGUCAGGCGUUCUGGAAGGUUGGCAUCUUUGCUGCCUCAGAACUGCUGUUCGUGCAUAGAUUUGUAGAGCACAGUGAGGGAAACCUGCACGAUAUCGUUAAUCUCUAUGGUCCCUAG
Messenger RNA from Linnemannia hyalina, 489 nucleotides. NCBI's taxonomy places the organism in Eukaryota, Fungi, Mortierellomycota, Mortierellomycetes, Mortierellales, Mortierellaceae. The record is from the annotation of a GenBank genome assembly.